ACACUACCUUUUGCAAUUCUCUGAUCACAAACCCAUAUAUCCAGGCCAAAUCUAUCUCUCAAUUCUAUUGGUCUCUCUACUCUUCCCCAUGAUCCCUGCUUACAUGACUUCUCCUUUCCCCUUUGACCUCAAUUACAGCACUGCAGAUCACUAUGAUGAUGAUAAUAAUGAUGGUGAUGAUCAAAACCCCAAGCUUUUCUUUGCUUCAUCAUCAAACUAUCAAGCUGCUCCUGCUGUAGUAGCUUCUUCAUCUUCCAAUAAUAAUCACUCUUCAUCUUCUUCCCAUCUUUUCUUGAACUAUGAUCCUCAAUUUUACCAGCCACCGGCCCUAAACGCGAAUGAUAAUUGUGGAUCAUAUGAUAUGGAGGCCAAGAAACGGAGGAAAGAAGAGGAGAAAUAUGAGAAUCAAAGUGAGAAAAGUGCAGAGAAAGUGAUGAUGGUGCCUGCAAAGAUGAAGUUGGUGAAGAAGGUGAGGAGUUCAGAUCGCGCAAACAUGGAAGUGGUGACAAAUGUUAGUGCAACGAAGAUUGAAGAUCAUCAUCAAAAGGGGCCAUUAUUAAUAUCUUCUUCCUUGGAAACUGAUCACAGCAGCAACAGCUCCUCCUCCAACAAUUGCGGAAAUGGAAAUAAUGUCCCCAUAGUUAGGGUUUGUGCGGAUUGUAACACCACCAAGACCCCUCUUUGGAGAAGUGGUCCUAAAGGCCCCAAGUCGCUCUGCAACGCAUGUGGAAUAAGGCAAAGGAAAGCGAGACGAGCCAUGGCGGCUGCGGCGGCGGCUGCAGCCACGGCAAAUGGCGGCGCAAACGGAACCGCCCCAUCUUCACCGUCAACGUUAAAGCUGAAGGUGCAAAAGACGACGGCGAAGAGCAAUAAUAACUACCCAUUGAAGAAACGGUGCAAAUUCGUGACGGCAACGGCGGAAACGUCGGCGCCGUCAAGCGCCGCCGCCGCAAAGAACGGCGUGGAGGAUUUCUUGAAGAAGCUAAGCAACAGCUUGGCGCUCCACCGCGUGUUCCCGCAAGACGAGAAGGACGCCGCUAUCUUGCUAAUGGCCAUAUCCUGCGGCCUUGUUCAUGGCUAAUUUUCUGCUUAAUUAUUUUUAUUUUAUUUCAAUUCAGCAAAGUAUUAGUGAGUUAAUUAUUAGGCUUAAUUAUUAUGAUGAAUUAGUGAUCGAGUUUGAGUGUGCAAUUAAGGAACAGCAAAACAUUAUUAAUCCGAGGUUUUAGCUGUUCAUGAAUAAUUAUUUUAAGUUUAAUUUGUGUAUGUGGCGAUAAUGAUAUUGUUAGGGGAGAUUAUAUUAGAAUUGUAAUGAUUUUGGAACAUGAUUAUGAGGACAAGAUAAAGCCACUGAUGCUCUCUUGUUCUUAAUGUAUGAGUAUGAUUUGCCUUCU
Messenger RNA from Ipomoea triloba (trilobed morning glory), 1391 nucleotides. Its product is annotated as putative GATA transcription factor 22. The transcript is spliced from 3 exons. Gene Ontology annotation, biological process: regulation of DNA-templated transcription. Gene Ontology annotation, molecular function: zinc ion binding; sequence-specific DNA binding. The record is from RefSeq and is a predicted model, not a curated record. NCBI's taxonomy places the organism in Eukaryota, Viridiplantae, Streptophyta, Magnoliopsida, Solanales, Convolvulaceae. The coding region runs from base 89 to 1081 and encodes 330 amino acids.